AAAUACAUUAACUUUGAAGUGGAAUUAAACAAUGGAACCAGAUAUUAUUCGAAUGUACUCCUCAUCCCCUCCACCGCUAGACAAUGGAGCUGAUGAUGAUGAUGAAGAUGAGUUUGGAGAAUUUGGAGGAUUUUCUGGUGUUACCACUGCUGGUGUAGCUUUUGCUGAUUUUGAUACACAGGACUACAGUCAUCCAAAGGAAGAGUUUAUACCCACAAAUCAUUUCAUCCCACUUCAUGAUUAUUCUGACAAUGUAGCUAGCAUUGCAACUUUCACAUCUGUUAAAAAUGUUAAAGAUAAAGACUGCAUUGCAGAGCUUCCUACUCUUACUAAGGAACUUUCUGAUAUGUCAGCUACUAGUACCAGCAAAGAAAAAUCUAAGUUUAGAACUUCAGGUACUGCUUUAGAAGAUGUAAACAAAAGAGGGGAACAGAGAGACAGCACUGGGAAAUCAGAAGGGUUUUCUUUUCAUGUCAUUAGAACUGGUAUAGCAGUUGAGAGCCAGGAUGAGCAAAUAGAUGCUUGUAAUGGUGAGAAACCUACAUGUCUAGAGAUUCUAACAAAUGGAUUUGCAGCAACGGACCCUGUAAAUCCUCAGGGAACAGAAGAUCUGGACGGUAUUGGUGACUCCAAGGGACUGAAAACUGUUAGCGACCAUAGUACUGAGCAAAGUUUGAACUCAAUGCCUAGCUCAGGUGAAGACUUUGCAGAUUUUGCUACAUUCUCAAGCAAAAAAACAAUCUGUUUAGAGGGAACAGGACCUACAAUAUGCAGUGUUCUUAAUGAAAGACACUCUCUGAGCAUUCAGGAGAACAACAGAAUAAACAGAGUAACUUGUAUUGAAGAAGAGAUUUGCAUUUCAGAAAUUAGCUGUGAACAGGGUCCCUUAGCACUGGAAGAUAAUGAAUUUUCAAUUUCUAGUAAGUCUCAAACAACUGGAAGUUCAAUAUGCACUACUGAAAAUGGAGAACACAAUGAGAGGAGAAGACAACAUGGCAUAGAGAAUGGCAAAGGUUUUACUAGACCUGAUGACUCUCUGGGAACUGAGGACAUCAAGGUUGAUAAGAUCCAAAGCCUAAACUGUGAUCUUGCAGGAGAGAAAUUGGGUGAUUCUAAAGAUCUUAAGAAUGGUGGAAGCAGUACUGAAGUUAUAGCUUGCAGUGACACACAUGAUGAUGAUUUUGGUGAUUUUGGUUCAGUCAGCAGUGCAUCUCUUGCUUUCAUUAAUGCUCAAGAAUCGAUAAAUGCUCUAGAUUUAGAAGGAACUUCUGAACAGCCCGCACAUAUUGGCGAACCUCAUGAUGAAAUCAGGGACACAAGUACUGUUUCUCAGCAGCCAGCAAGGUUGGAUCAAGCUGAACUAAAUCAGACUGCUGACACUCUAGAGUGUAAUACUACCAGUAAAACUUCUGGCUUAGACUUCCAGCAUACUACUGAGGUAGAAAAUGGUGAUGAUAGUGAAUUUGGAGACUUUGAUUCAGUGCCAAAACCUCAAGAUGAGAGUGUUGCUUUUCAGGACUCUGACGACUUUGCGGACUUCAGUUCAGCAGGUUGUGACCAGGCUACAGACUGGAAUGCGUUUGAAGAUGAACAAAAAGACAGCUGUUCUUGGGCUGCCUUUGGAGAUGAGCAAGCUGGUGAAUCUCAUCACAGAAAAGAGACGUGGCAGUCACAUAGGACAGAUGCAUCUGCUAGGAUUGCUGGUCCAGUAUUACACAAGACUGACAGUUUUGCUUUAGCAUCUUUCCAAGGAACUACCAGUAAGCAAUCUCAAGAGCCAGCACCUUCAGUUCAGACAACGUUGCUAAGUCGUCUGGAACGAAUAUUUGAAGUCUGUUUUCCUUCCAUGCCUGUUCUUGAAAUUAAAGAAGAAAUAAGUUCCUUGAAUCAUUUGUUGGAAGCAGGUGAAAAGCAGGUGACAGUUGAGGAGACCUUAGCAAAUACUGGGGAGCUGAUGGACGUGUGGACAGAGCUGCAGGAUAUCCAUGAUGCAUAUGGACUGAGAUACCAGUGGGGUGGCUCCCACAGCAACAAAAAGCUUUUAUGCUCCUUGGGAAUCGACACAAGAAAUAUUCUCUUUACAGGCAACAAGAAACAGCCUGUUAUAGUACCCAUGUAUGCAGCAGGACUGGGUAUGUUAGAGCCUACCAAGGAACCUUUGAAACCAAUAUCUGCAGCAGAAAAAAUAGCUUCAAUAGGGCAGACACCUCCGGUAUCACCUGAGAUGAACACAUGUACAUCUGAUCAGUUCCAGGAAUCUCUACCACCUGUCCAGUUUGACUGGAGUAGCAGUGGCCUUACUAACCCUUUAGAUGCUAGUGGAGGUUCCACUCUUCUGAACCUUGAUUUCUUUGGGCCCGUGGAUGACAGUAGCUCUAGCAGCACCACCACAAUCCCAGGUGUGGAUCCUGAGUUGUAUGAAUUGACAACCUCAAAACUGGAAACUUCCAAUGCAAGCAACAGAGUGACUGAUGCAUUUGCAAGACUCAUGUCCACAGUGGAGAAGGCAAGCACGUCCACAAGGAAGCCUAAAAAGGAAGAACAUCUUAGUGAAGAGGCUGCCAAGGUGAUUUCUAGCCUUCCUGACUUAACUUUCAUGCAUGCCAAGGUGUUGAUGUUCCCAGCCACAUUAACACCUUCAACAAGCUGCCAAGAAAAGGUAGACUAAAGUGAUGUGAAUUGGACGUUUUCUACUGAUUUUUUUUUUCUUCCCUCUGUGGGUCGUGAAAAGCAAUCUUGCUUUAAUUAAAAAAAAAAAAAUCAAGUUCAGAUGAUUUGUUGGUAAGCAGCACUAGAAAGGUAUACAUAGUAAUGUAUAUUUAUUUACAUACUGGAGUCCUAAAUUUAUAUUAGAGAAAAAUGUAAAUAAUUGGGGGUAAAUCUUUUUGAAGAUCUAUUCUUUUUGUUGUGCUGGGGUGUAUACAUUUAUGUCUUUGUGAAAUACACUGGUGGUGUCCUUCUUAUAAAACUUUAAAAA
Molecule: messenger RNA, 2977 nt
Organism: Athene cunicularia (burrowing owl)
Lineage: Eukaryota; Metazoa; Chordata; Aves; Strigiformes; Strigidae
Gene: AFTPH
Product: aftiphilin
Exons: 9
Coding region: 32-2668 (878 amino acids)
Biological process (GO): intracellular transport
Cellular component (GO): AP-1 adaptor complex; trans-Golgi network membrane
Molecular function (GO): clathrin binding
Source: RefSeq, a predicted model, not a curated record